AUGGAUCUGCUGCAGUUGUCAGAGCAGGGCAGCGGCUGCGAGGAGGUCCACUGCGGCCUGGGCUCAGCCCUGGUGGAGGACUGUACUGGACCCCAGUGUCAGUGGCAGGAACCUGUGAUUGGACUGGUGGCGUUAGUGUGUGUGACGGUUAUUUCCAUCCCCCUGAUGCUGUUUGGCCUCCUGGGAAACAGCCUCACCAUCCUGGUGGUGUGGCUCCGCCCCCACAUGAGAAGCUGUACCUACCUGUACGUGAGCAGUAUGGCCAUCAGCGACCUGCUCAUCCUGCUGCUGCUGCCGCUCGACCUCUACAAGCUCUGGCGCCCCAGACCCUGGACUCUGGGAGACCUGACCUGUAAGUUGACCAUCUUCCUGUCCGAGUGCUGCACUUUCUGCACCAUCCUCCACAUCACCUUCCUCUCGCUGGAGCGAUAUGUCGCCAUCUGCUGGCCGAUCACCGCCAAGACGCUGGUCACCAGCCGCAGGACCAGAGCGGUGAUCGGCUGCCUGUGGAUCAGCGCCGCUGUCAGCGCGGCGCCGGCGCUGAUCAUGGUGGGGGUGGAGGAUGUUGGGGAGGAUGGAGACAUGAGGGAGUGUCGCUGCUCGCACUACGCCAUCACCUCGGGCCUCAUGUCCGCCAUGUUGGUCCUCUCCAACCUCUACUUCCUGGUUCCGAUCUGUAUCCUGACCGUGGUGUAUGGGCUGAUCGGGCGCACUCUUUGGCUGCGGCCGCAGAGUAGCCGGAGAGACCAGAGUCACCGCAGCACAGUCAAGAUGUUGGGAGUGAUCGUGCUGGCGUUCGUCCUCUGCUGGUUGCCCUUCCAUGUCGGCCGCACCAUCUUCUCUCUGUCUCUGGACACACACCUGUACUUCCUCUACACUCUGUCGCAGUACUUCAACCUGGUGUCGUCCAUCCUCUACUACCUCAGCGCCGCCAUCAACCCGCUUCUCUACAACCUCAUGUCGGAGCGCUACAGGCUGGCAGCACGCAGCCUCCUGCAGACGCGUACGGCCACGCAACGCCGCCGCCGCGCCUUCACCUCCACGCAGUCCACCACGCUGGUGUAGGAGCAGGACAAACACUGAACACACACACCUGAAACACAAUACACUGGAGACACAGCCAGCACACAUGCAAUCAUAGCAUCGACACACCAAACCCAACAAAAACACACUUGGGUGUCAACAUGCGUGCACACAAUGAACACAUGAGACACAACACAAGUGCA
Molecule: messenger RNA, 1226 nt
Organism: Synchiropus splendidus (mandarinfish)
Lineage: Eukaryota; Metazoa; Chordata; Actinopteri; Syngnathiformes; Callionymidae
Product: growth hormone secretagogue receptor type 1-like
Exons: 6
Coding region: 1-1065 (354 amino acids)
Biological process (GO): G protein-coupled receptor signaling pathway; hormone-mediated signaling pathway
Cellular component (GO): plasma membrane
Molecular function (GO): growth hormone secretagogue receptor activity
Source: RefSeq, a predicted model, not a curated record